GUCCUUCUUCUAGCUGGCAUCGCUGCCAUCAUAUUCCUAUGGUUGUGGCUAUCAGCAGGAAACAAACAAUCGUCUAUCCCACCGAAUAGCGCCCGCAGAUCCCUGACCUUCAGGAUUUCCAGCAUACCUCGAGGGGUGGACAGGGAAAAGUUCCGAGACAUCUUGACCAGGCUGCCCACCACAAACAGUGCUCGCGAGCUUAAAUGGACUUUACUUGGGUUCUCGUACUCACCUUCUGCGGCCCCGAGCCAGGCUCAGCGAUAUGCGGUAGCCACUGCCACCUUCGCGAAUGCCCCAACCUUGAGCGAGCUUGAGAAAUCUAUCAAGCGUGAAAUUGGCAUCGAUGCCAGCCGCUUGAAGGUCGACUCGGAUUUUUUCGGUCUAACACCACUCGCUGAUCCUUCACAGGAUGUCGCUGUAGACAUUAUUGCAGUAACCGGACUUGCCGGUCAUGCAUUUGGAUCCUGGAAAUCAAAAAACAAACCAGACAUGUGGCUGCGUGAUUUCCUUCCAGAAGCCGUUCCAAAUGCACGCAUUCUAACGUACGGCUAUGAUACCAAACUACCUGGGAGCCAGUCUGAAGCAUCUAUUCCUGACCUCUCAAGGAGGCUACUUGAGUCGAUUAAGACGAUCCGAUCUGGACACGCAAAAAAUCGGCCCCUCAUUCUUAUGGGACAUAGCCUCGGUGGUCUUGUUGUGAAAGAGGCCAUUGCUGAAGCAUUUGAAGGGAGUGAAGAUGACCAGGCCAUCUUUAGGUCCUGCUAUGCUCUUAUGCUCUUUGCCGUUCCCAACAGAGGUCUUGAUAACUCAAACUUGAUGUACAUGGUUAGAGGACAGCCUAACGAAGAUUUGGUAAAAGAUCUGAAGCAGUCAUCUCGAUUUUUAAAUAUGCUUGGCCAGAGGUUCAACAAAUAUUUCACGCUUGACGAUUCGAAGAUAAUAUGCAUAUACGAAACGAGAAUGACCCCGACAAUUCAGACCGCGUCAUGGGAAAGGACCGGUUCUAAAGUCAUGAUGGUUCCAUUCACAUCUGCUAUUCAUGCCGGCCCAAAUGAGAAAGUCUAUGAUCAAAUACCAAUAGAGGCAGAUCAUUCCGAAAUCGUCAAAUUCAGCGACAUAUCCAACCCUGACUAUCUCAUGAUGGAAUCAAGAAUAAGAGAAUUGGUGGCUAAAGCACCAGGCAUCAUUCAAGAGCGUUUUGCAAAGCUCGGGAGAAACUCGGAGAAACGUUACAUUGAGGCCCUCAAGGCUCCCGAUUACGCUGCAUUCAGAAACCACAAAGUUGAUAAUCCAACACCCGGCACACUUGGCUGGAUAUUGAAAAAUGAACUGCUCCACUUAUGGCUAACAACCAACGAGUCAUCAGUCUUGUGGGUAAAGGGUUCACCAGGCCAAGGGAAAACAAUUCUCGCCAAAUUUCUCCUGACGCACAUAGAAGAUUUGUCUCUUAACUCCCACCGUCGUACAACGGUCAUAUAUUUCUUUUUCUAUGACCAGGACGAUAACUGCCGGACUGUUGGCGCUGCUUUAAGGUCACUCAUCACGCAAUUGCUUUCAGUAAAAGAUGCGUUCCAAAUCAUUUCCGACAAAUUCGAUAUCGAAACCUCCACUAUAACUGAUGAAUCGACGUGGGCCAUUCUGAAAGAGCUGCUUCAAUCUCCUGUCUUUGGUACUAUAUACUGCGUGAUUGAUGCCCUAGAUGAGUGUCGGGAUCAUGAGUCGAGACACAGAUUACUUGAGUUAUUCAAGGCACUCGUUCAGCCACCGAUUAUGAGAAGAAGAGAAAAGUUUCCGCCUCUCAAGGCCUUCUUAACAAGCCGCCCGACAGUGGAUCUAGGUCGGAGUCUAAAGCCAUUUCCGUCCAUUCACCUGAAAGCCAGUUCUGAUGAUAUCAAGACAUUCACUCUCAGCAAGAUUCAUCCUCUAGAGCUGGCCACUGAACUCGAGUGUAGAGUGAUCGAGUUGUUGAGCAGCCGUGUGGAGCAGACUUUCUUGUGGAUAUCGAUCGUCUUGAAGAAAUUAAAAGCAGCGACUACCUUGCUAUCGCAGGCAGACAUAGAGCAAAUCAUUAAUGAGAGCCCGUCAGACCUAACGGACCUCUAUGAAAGCAUUAUAGGUCAGAUUAUGCAAAGCAACGAUAUAGCAGCGCAAAAGCUCCUGAUAUGGACAGUUUUCGGUCGACGAGCCUUGACUUUGAAUGAGCUCGAAGAAGCUCUUGCCAUCCAAGAGAAUUCCAAGAGUAAGGAAUCCAUUAGGAAAUACAGGAUACCUCUCACUGAGAGCGCCAUCACUAGUGCUGCCGGGGUAAUUCUGGACAUCAUUGCCGGGAAAGUCUAUUUAAUACACCAAUCAGCGAAAGAAUUUCUUCUCAAUAGUGAAUAUCUAGCUACAGCUGAGUUUUGCAGAGGUCUGCGUCCUAGCAUGUAUUUGGCGAAGACCUGUAUGACAUACUUGUGUUUCACGGAUUUUAUUGAAACAGGUCCUUGUCGGGAUCCCGCGCUGCUAGAUGAAAGGAAUCGUCAUCAUCCGUUUUUUCGUUACGCCGCGCGCAAUUGGCACCGCCAUAUUGGGGUCGAAGACGAUAUCAAAAACUUCACCGGCAUCAUCUGCCAGUUGACUAAGCCAGGUUCCUCAGGACUCCUAGCAUGGGGAGAAGCAGCGGGAAUAGCCAAUUUUGACAAAGCAGUAGAUGCAUGGGAUAUUGCAACGAAGGCCGACAUUCCAUGGUUAGCCGAGUUUCAGUCCAAAGAUAUUGUGGUCACAGAGGAGAUGAUUGAGAAGGCAGCCAUAAAACUAGCAGCAAGGAACCGUGAGAGCGGCAGAGAUGUCAUUGAGUUGAUGCUGCACAAUGCCAACACAAACAUCUCGGAAGGCGCAGUCGCAGAAAUAGCGCUUAGAUUCAGUGUCGAAACUAUGAUGCUUUUACUGAAUUCGAGAGAAGACGUCAAGAUCACCGAGAUGGUAAUUGAUGCCGCAAUAAGAAGAGAGCACAACAGAGAGGAAAUGGUAUCUCUCUUGCUAGAGCAGCGAGUUCAAGACAUCCAGAUCACAGAAAAGAUUGCUAAGACUAUUGCGGAAGAGUUUGAUGAAAAGAUGAUGAUAUCUCUUCUUGAGAAUGGAGGCCAAGACUUCCAGAUCACAGAGGAGGUCAUCAAAGCUGCAGCACGAAAUAGGAAGAAUUGCAAGCAAGUGAUGGCAUUGCUCUUUAACCAGCGAGGAGAUGAGAUCGCUAUUACAGAGGAGGUUGUUAAGGCUGCAACAAGAAGAUCUGAUGCUAGGGAAAUGAUAACAUUUCUCCUUAACCGAAAAGAUGGAAUCGCCAUUACAGAGGUUAUUAAGGCUGCAGUAAGAAUAUAUGAUGCUAAGGAAAUGAUGACAUUGCUCCUUAACCACCGAAAAUACGAGAUCGCUAUUACAGAGGAGAUUGUUAAGGUUGCAGUAGGAAGACAUGAUGCUAAGGACAUAAUAACAUUGCUCCUUAACCACCGAGGUGGUCAGAUCGCUAUUACAGAGGAGGUUGUUAAGGCUGCAGCAGGAGGUACUUAUGGUAAGGAAGUAAUGAUAUUACUCCUUAACCACCGAGGAGAUAAGAUCGCUAUUACAGAAGAGGUUGUUAAGGCUGCUGCAGGAGGUUAUGAUAGCAAGGAAGUGAUGACAUUGCUCCUUGAAAAGCGAGGAGACGAGAUUACAAUUACAGAGGAGGUUGUUAAGGCUGCUGCAGGAGGUUAUGAUGGCAAGGAAGUGAUGACAUUGCUCUUUGACAAGCGCGGAGAUGAGAUUGCUGUUACAGAGGAGGUUCUUAAGGCCGCAGCCGGAGGUCCUUAUGGUGAAGAAGUGAUGACAUUGCUCUUUGACAAGCGUGGAGACGAGAUUACAAUUACAGAGGAGGUUGUUAAGGCUGCUGCAGGAGGUUAUGAUGGCAAGGAAGUGAUGGCAUUGCUCUUUAACCAGCGAGGAGACGAGAUCGCUGUUACAGAGGAGGUUUUUAAGGCUGCAGCCGGGGGCCCUUGCGGUAAGGGAGUGAUGGCAUUACUCCUUAGCCGGCGCGGAGUCGAGAUUACCGUUACAGAGAAGGUCGUUAAGGCUGCGGCAGGAAAUGGAUGGAAUGGUAAAGAAGUGAUGGCGUUACUCCUUAGCCGGCGUGGAGACGAGAUUACCAUUACAGAGGAGGUCAUUAAGGUUGCGGCAGGAAAUAAACUGAAUGGCAAGGAAGUGAUGGCAUUACUCCAUAAUCAUCGAGGAAAACGGAGU
Molecule: messenger RNA, 4251 nt
Organism: Trichoderma virens Gv29-8
Lineage: Eukaryota; Fungi; Ascomycota; Sordariomycetes; Hypocreales; Hypocreaceae
Exons: 7
Source: RefSeq, a predicted model, not a curated record